AUGCAGCGACUGAUAUUGAUGCUGCUUGUGUUUUCUAUCUGCUUCACCAAAGGAAGUCUCAAAUCAUGUCCAAAAUUACCGGUGCAAAGAAAUUUCACUCUCAGUGAAUUCAUGGGAACAUGGUAUGAAAUUAAAGCACUUUCUACACGUUUCCUGAGAGGAAGCUGCAUCACACACACCUUUGCCAAAAGCUCUAAUCUUUGGAUCAACGUUAACACUACAGAGAAGAAGGACGAUGGUAAAAGAAUACUUUACAUGGGAAGAUUAACAGUAGCUCGUCUGAACGAAUCAGCUAAUCUUCAAGUACGGUGGGCAGAAGGUGUGCACAUGAGCUUUACUUUUCCAGAUUCAGAUGAGUUCGACUUUAUCCCAUUCCAGAUAUUAGCCUCUAACUAUAAAAGUUAUUCACUGGUCUACUCCUGUACUCAGCAUUAUAUGUAUCCCACAAUCUAUGCAUGGAUUUUGUCAAGACAUGCGUAUAUGGAAGAAAGUACCAUCGAGCAACUGGAAGAUAUUCUGAAAGAUCAUAAAAUCAAACUUGAUAAAAUAGAUACAAUAGAUCAACAGAAUUGCCCUUAA
Messenger RNA from Rhincodon typus (whale shark), 579 nucleotides. Its product is annotated as apolipoprotein D-like. Gene Ontology annotation, molecular function: pigment binding. The record is from RefSeq and is a predicted model, not a curated record. Lineage: Eukaryota; Metazoa; Chordata; Chondrichthyes; Orectolobiformes; Rhincodontidae. The coding region runs from base 1 to 579 and encodes 192 amino acids. The transcript is spliced from 5 exons.